CGUGUCGCAUGUCCAAGUACCAAACGCGUCCAGAACUGUCGGGCGUGCCUACACUGGUCGAUAGGUGGCAACCCGACACUGCGACCUUCAUUUUCCGCUGCACCGACACGGAGACCAACGCCCUCGGGCAAACCGAGCAAAGGCUCCUCUCAUCGCUCAACAUGAGUCCUCUCGUUCGUGCGGGCGAUCAGUUCAUUCCGACGAGUUGGUACAGCGCGUGGUUUGCCCGACUUUGUGGGGUGUGCGUGCUUGAUCUCAUCCCGUACAAGCUGAUGAUCACAGAGGCCACCCCAACGACCUUCGUGACGAGGCACAAGGUCUGUGGGAUGAUCGCACCAAAGCACGUACGCUCUGACACGUGGCAAGUCGCGUCACUGGCGCCACUCACCAUCAAGAGCACUGGGACGGUAUGCUCGUGUUGCACGUUCUGCAUCACGUGCGGCAGAUCGUCCGGAACCACGUACGAGCAAGAGCUGGUGGCAGAGGAUGCCGCGAUCUCCUUUGGGAUCACGCCGCAGGAGCUGCAGCGCGAGUGAAGCCCCGUCGACUCGAAUGAGAGAGCGUUCCCGACGAGACCAGCGUGUUGUCAACGGGGAUCUCCCCCCUUAUAGGCUCCCUUCCCAGCCCAAGCAGCCAAAGCCAUCCAUGGACUACGUGGCGAAGCAGCGCCAAGCCAACACGCCGCUGCCGCAGGACGAGGAUCCCCACCCCCCUGCCUAGCUGGAUGUCCUCCUCCCAUCCCUCAUUUGGCGUGUCUGUUUUCUUCGUUCUUUUUCCUGAUCCUCGACGCAACCC
Messenger RNA from Emiliania huxleyi CCMP1516, 795 nucleotides. RefSeq lists its product as hypothetical. The coding region runs from base 9 to 536 and encodes 175 amino acids. The record is from RefSeq and is a predicted model, not a curated record. NCBI's taxonomy places the organism in Eukaryota, Haptophyta, Isochrysidales, Noelaerhabdaceae. The transcript has a single exon.